Molecule: messenger RNA, 2814 nt
Organism: Parasteatoda tepidariorum (common house spider)
Lineage: Eukaryota; Metazoa; Arthropoda; Arachnida; Araneae; Theridiidae
Source: RefSeq, a predicted model, not a curated record
UUCUGCAGAGCAAGUGGUGGCUGGAUUAACGCUUUUCCUUCGAAGCCACUCUUUCGUAGAUAUAAGCCCCGCACCACUAAGCCCUCCCGAGAUUAAGUGAGCUUAGCCCCCUUGCGCCAGAUGGCGCACUUUCCUGUCGAUCAGAUGGGGCUACGUUCCCCGCCCCUACUUACUAUCAUCCUAGUUUUCCUCAAAGACGUUCUGUCUCGCUUAUUCAGCUCUUCGCUGAUGUUGAGACAGAGAAGAGUGUUGGGGUUGGACACUCGCCAAGAUGAUAGCCAAGGAAUGAAUCGGAUGAUACGGCCGUCGCUUUAUCACUGUUUUUGGCAGUGGCUCUCGGCAAUGGGACACACGUGCUCGCAGACGAUAACUUAAAUAUUUGUGAAUUUCUUUGGACAUUUUACGAUAUCGUCUGCUUUUUUUUACUUAUUAAAAAAUUUUGAAUUAAUGACGUAACUAUUGGUUAGGAACAUGAGAAGUAGUUUUCGAAAUGGAACGUUCAAAAAAGGAACAUUUUUUGUUUUCUAUAACUGACACUAACAUUCCAUGACAUUGCGAUUCAAGAUAAGUUUGAACUUUUUUGUAAGACUUAUGAAAUUUCUGAUGAAGGGAACUUUUCUUUAGAAAGUGCUUACUUUAGAUAAAAGCGGUUUAAAAAGUUUCUUUUUGUAAACUUGAGUUUUUGAAAGAGCAAACUUGCAUACAAACCAUUGUCAUUAUACAAUUCUUAAAUAUUAAAUCAGUAAGCAUCUAAAAUAUUCUAAACGUACAUACGUUUCCAUUAAAUAAUUUUGUUUUGGAAAUUGAUUAAAGUCAUGUACAGAGAUUACCGAAAACGAUGUGAUUAAUGAAUUUCAAAGAGGCAAUUUUGAAAAUUAAACAAAUGUUGCACAUUAUACAUACAAUUUUAUCUGUCUAAUUCGCACAAUUUUAAAAAUUGUUCAUAAGUAAUAAUGUAAUAUUACUCUCAACUUUUAUAAAUAAAGGACAAAUAUUUAUGUAUACAUAAUUACCUGUUGUAUGCUCGUUUAUGUUUCUUAUUGAAUAUUUAAGUUGGCAUUCUCAAGUAAAUGUAAUCACAAACUCGUUGUUAUACAAGUAAAAAAGACCAUAGCAUCUGAUUAGAAAAAAAAUGAAGGAAUAAAACAGACGGAUAUGAAGCUAUGAGAUGAUAGUUGCAUGUUUGAUAUUAACUAACAAGGAAUUCAAUGCUCUUUUUAAUGUUUUCUGAAAGAAAUUAAACUGCAAUAUUCGAAAGUUGACUGUCAUUCAAGUUUACUAAAUUGACUAUUUUUCAAGUUUUUGUACUAAACUUCAAAUGUGCGAACAAUGGCUCAACAAUUAUUAGUUCUGGUUUCACUUGUAAUCAUGUUUGGUCUUUCAUUAGAGACUAAAGUUUCCAUUCCUGAAUCUCUACGAACAAAAACUGACCCACAAGAUCUUGAUAUAGAAUUGGAACUGCCAGCUCAGAAGUCUCCAAUAUUAGAAAAAAUGGUUGAUUUUGGGGAAUCAACCCGAGAAGUAACUAUGAACGAAAAUAAACAACAUAAUAAAGAAGAAAAGAAUGAAAGUAGAAGAGAUCCUAUUAUGAAAAAUUCGAUCCAAGACAAACAGUCAAAUUUCUUGGUGAUCGAAAAAAGUUUGGCAAAUAUGACAAAAGACUCUGGAGAAACAGUACGAAUGCGUUGUGAAGUUAAAGGAAAUCCCAUUCCUAAAAUCAGGUGGUACAAGAAUGAGGCACCCCUGGAACAAGAACGAGGAAAAAUUGAAGUUCGUAAAUACAAUCCUGAUGCUGGAAAAAUUGGUUCCAGGCUACGAAUAGUUGAUCUAGAUAUUCACGACACUGGUUAUUACAAAUGUGAAGCUACAAAUGAGUAUCAAACAGUAGAGACAACUGGAAUCCUAAUGGUUAAAGCAGGUCGCAUGCAUUCUCCUUCCAUAAUACCGAAUUUUCCUCCUCCAUUUCCACAUUUUCCAGCUUUAGGAGGCCGAUUGCCCGACUUUGAACAAAGUGAUCUGGGAUUCUGCCAACAAUACAGAGGAGUGGCAUGUUCGCAACUGAUUGGCAACAGAACAGUUUAUGUGAAAGCAUCCAUGACCCUUAACCAAAUGGAAGAAAAAUUAGCAGCAAUUUUUACGAUAUUAGCGACUGGUAGAGAAAUGAGUCCAGAAUGUCAUAAAUACGCUGUCCCUUUCUUUUGUUACGUCAUGUUCCCGCCAUGCGACGAUACCAUACCCUAUCCAGUACCAAGACACGUGUGCCGAGAUGACUGCGACACUCUGGAAGCUUCAACUUGCAAAGAAGAAAUGGCCUCUGCUAGGAAACAUCCACUGCUGGCCAAUCAAGAUCUUGUUCCAGAAUGUGAGGAAUUACCCUCGCCUAAUCAUCAAGAAAUAUCUGGUACUUUCAUCAUAGGAAAGGAUAAUCAAGGCAACUGCAUCAAUCUUAAUGUUCCUAGCGUCAUUCAAGUAGAUCAUGCUGAUUCAUUUUGAAUUCCUUAUAUAUUAUUCCAACUACUGAUAUGUUGUGUAUUGAGGGACUCUAGAACAAAACAUCGAGUCCCUUCUCAAUUAUUUUGCCAUUAUCAUUCCCCAGAUUGUGCUAUAACAAGUGCUAAUUAUCUCUUUCUGUUUUGAUGAAAGCCAGAUUGGACAGCAGUCGGAAAAAAGUGUUGAUUUGGAUGUCAUCUUUUCUUCGUGAUUAUUCUUCUUUUUUGUCGCAAAUAAAUAUUUCAUAAGAGAUAUAAUACUUCACAAAUUAGUUUGUAUAAUUAGAAUAAUUUAGAAAAUUAUGACAAUAACAAAAUUUUCUGU